Molecule: messenger RNA, 815 nt
Organism: Daucus carota subsp. sativus
Lineage: Eukaryota; Viridiplantae; Streptophyta; Magnoliopsida; Apiales; Apiaceae
Product: DNA-directed RNA polymerases II, IV and V subunit 9B
Exons: 4
Coding region: 130-474 (114 amino acids)
Biological process (GO): maintenance of transcriptional fidelity during transcription elongation by RNA polymerase II; transcription-coupled nucleotide-excision repair; DNA-templated transcription
Cellular component (GO): RNA polymerase II, core complex
Molecular function (GO): zinc ion binding; nucleic acid binding; DNA-directed RNA polymerase activity
Source: RefSeq, a predicted model, not a curated record
UAUCUUUGUUAAUCCUCGUAUUUUCCCUUUUUUCUUUUAUAUCAUCUUAUUCUAGAGAGAAGCUUAAUAGUACAAGAAGUGUCGAGGAGUGAGGUUUUGAAGCUGUGUCGCAUAAUUCGAGCCUGCAAAAUGAGUACCAUGAAGUUCUGUCGUGAAUGCAACAAUAUUUUGUAUCCCAAGGAAGAUAAAGAGCAGAAGGUUCUGCUCUACGCUUGCCGCAACUGUGAUCAUCAGGAGGCUGCAGACAACAAUUGUGUGUACAGGAAUGAAGUACAUCACUCUGUUGGGGAGCGUACCCAAGUUUUGCAGGAUGUAGCUGCUGAUCCAACUCUUCCGCGAACGAAAUCAGUCCGUUGUUCCGUAUGCAACCAUGGAGAAGCCGUUUUCUUCCAGGCGACUGCUAGAGGAGAAGAAGGCAUGACACUGUUCUUCGUGUGUUGCAACCCAGUUUGUGGCCACCGUUGGAGGGACUAAACUGUAUAAAGGGCCUCUAGUGAAGCAAAUUCCAGGCUUCAUAUUCAGUCUAGAAACCUAAGAACAUUCUCAUCACAACUUAGCUUUAUCACUGCACUUCAGCUGUGUGGUUUAUCGAACAUUAGGGGAACUCGUAUGUUACUUUAUCUUCUGCAGUUGCAAACUAUAUGCUAACGUAGUUUCGUAUGACUUUCCUGCUUGCGACAGUUGAAAUGACUGGGAAUGAAUGUUGGUAUGCUGUAGCUUGAUAAUAUGGACUUGGAUUUGACUUAUGGUAGCAGCUUGUUUCUACUGCUGAGUUUAAAGAUGUAUGCUAUAAUCCAACUCCUUUUAAAUAAUUA